GUUUGCAUACGUUAGAUGAAACCUGGCGACCGCGCAGGAGCCGUGACAGCUGCGCUCACUGUGGAUGUGGGACAGGGACAGAGACACGGACGGACUCUCGGACAGAGAUGGAGGAUCGUAAAAACACAGUCCUCUAACACAGUCCACUUCAGCUCCUAACACUUUUCGCCCUCACGUCCUGUUGUUACUGGCUCUGUCAGGUGUGCGGCAUUCGUUAUUUUUAAGAAUGGGUGCGCUGCAGUCUCAAUCUGAUCACCAUGAAUACGUUGAUCUGGCACAAAAGACUGGAUUUUCCUUUGAACAGAUCGGAGUCUUACAUAAAAGAUUCAAGCAGCUGAGCCACGAUGAAGAAACUCUGCGGAGAGAUCACUUCAAUGAAAUCCCAGAUCUUGCGUGCAAUCCCAUCCGUGCACAGAUAAUAGGUGCCUUCUUUGACAGGAGAAACUAUCGUCAGAAUAGCGAGGGGACGGUUGAGGAGAUAGACUUUGAGAAUUUCCUGGUGGUCAUGUCCCAUUUCAGGCCCCCGUCUCUGCACCUGACAGAGGAGCAACGCGACAACGUCAGGAGGGAGAAACUGAGAUUUUUAUUCAACAUGCACGACACAGACAACGAUGGGACAAUAACCCUGGAGGAAUACAGACAUGUGGUGGAGGAGCUGUUAUCCCGUAGCGGUGCUUUGGAAAAGGAAACAGCCAAAAGCAUUGCGGAUGCAGCCAUGUUGGAGGUGGCCAGUAUUUCAAUGGGCCACAUGGAACCUGAUGAAUUCUAUGAAGGAAUUACAUUUGAGCAUUUCUUUAAGUUGCUGAAAGGCUUUGAAAUUGAAUCCAAAAUGAGCGUUCACUUUUGGAACAUGGACACGUCAACGCUGUGUAAGUGAGGUCGGUGCAUGACAUCACACUAUAAAGGUGUAAGAACAGCAACCGCUGCUUUUUUUUUCCUUCACCAACUUUCUAUGCAGAUCCAAAGAACAUAUAUUUUGUUUUUGUGUAUGUAUAAUAGUCUAUUUCUGCAAUAAUAUGACACCAUAAGUGAUAUAAUAACCAGCCAGCUAGUCGUCGGACACAGCAAUAAUCAAAUAUCGACGUCCAAAGUAACAGACAGUGUGUCUAUAUAUAUAUGCAAUUAUGGAUGCUAGAUGAACUUUUACAAAUGUCAUUGUCAUAAACGAACAACUAUAUUAAUCAGGGAUAAUGAGGGUUUGUAUUGAAAUGUAUCCACGAAGUGUAAUCAUCUAAAAUGCCUUCACUUUGACACUGUGCAGCAGAUAUGACAUGGUUCCUGAUCUGCACGUUACAUUUGCACAAUAAAAGCCUGAAACAGGUCGGACUUUAGUUAAUGAUAUGCGUUUCUGGUGAAAAGGGAAAUGGGAGUGCUGCCAUGCAAGAUUAAUAGCUUAAAGGCUAAAAUUCAUUUUAAGGGUUAGGGGAAGAGAUAUAUCCUGUAAAUCAUACUAUACGUUUCAUUUCCCAGAUGUUACACCAUACAAAAAAGAAAUAUCAUCAGUAAGAUAUCAGUAUACCCUUAAGAAAUCUAGCUGCUAAAUGUAAGAUAUAUGGUAUGUAAUGAAAUAAUAAAACAAGUCACAACUAUAUCCUCCCUUUUAUUUACAUUUUUGACGACUUUAAAUAUUACUUAACAUAUACAGUCACGAGAUAACCGAUGCCUGAUAGAUGAACUUAAACCAACAGGCCCUAUUUAUUACGAUAUAUAAUUCGAGUUUGAAAGCCUUUACAUCAUCACCACAUCAGCAAUCAUCAAUCUUUUCGAGCUGUAAUCUUGUCCUAAAAGGCUCAAAAUCUUCAACUGGAGACAAAAUCAAUUUGAAAUGUGUUUAUCAAUGAGCAGUUAGAAGCAAUUCUCCAGUCCUAUGACUUCUCUCACUCCAUUAAAAAAGAUGUAUCUUGUACAGACUUGUAAUAAAUCUUGUACUAAAACUUCA
Molecule: messenger RNA, 1939 nt
Organism: Solea solea (common sole)
Lineage: Eukaryota; Metazoa; Chordata; Actinopteri; Pleuronectiformes; Soleidae
Gene: tescb
Product: tescalcin b
Exons: 8
Coding region: 227-877 (216 amino acids)
Molecular function (GO): calcium ion binding
Source: RefSeq, a predicted model, not a curated record